AUGGCAGAAUCAUCACGGAGAAUGAAAAGUAAAGAAUCAAAGGCGACAAAGAAGACAAAGUUGAGAUACGUAUGUGAUGAAGAAGAGUCUGAUGAUGAUCGUCUUGACUUAGGAUUGUUGGAUGUUGAACCAGAUAACUUCAAUCCUACAUCUAACUUGUGUGACGACCCUUUUCUUAACAUUUUAUGUGAUGAUAAAAUGUUAAAGAAUAAUCAGUUUGAAGGGGACGAUGAAGCUGAUGUUGAAGACAUUCACCAGGAAGAGCUUGAGCAUGAACACCUUGAAGAUGAAAAUGGCUUGGAAGUGGGUGUCGAGUUCAGGGUGCACGAUCCUACCGUCAAGUGGAACCAAAUGAAGCCUACAGUUGGUGAGUUAUAUGAGUCUCCUGCUCAGUUAAGGUUUGCACUCACUAACUAUGCUGUAGCUAAUGGAUACCAACUUUGGUUCAUGAAAAGUGAUAAAAGCAGGGUAAUUGUUAGGUGUGGGAAAAAAAUGCAAAAAAACCAUGUCCUUUUAGGAUCCAUGCUUCGUGGAAGUAUAAUGAACGUACUUUUCAGAUAA
This is a messenger RNA of Lactuca saligna, 561 nucleotides long. The record is from the annotation of a GenBank genome assembly. Lineage: Eukaryota; Viridiplantae; Streptophyta; Magnoliopsida; Asterales; Asteraceae.